This is a messenger RNA of Fusarium sp. VM40, 720 nucleotides long. The record is from the annotation of a GenBank genome assembly. Lineage: Eukaryota; Fungi; Ascomycota; Sordariomycetes; Hypocreales; Nectriaceae.
AUGUCCAAAUUCGUAGUUUUGGAUAUAGUUGGUACAAUUGUUGGUUAUGACAAGCUCAUCGACGCCCUCGAUCAGCAACUCGGCGAUAAACUUCGCGCUGAAAACGUCAAGCCCAGUCUUCUGGUAAACCUCUGGAUAGAAGCCGCUGAAAGAGAAUACACAUAUCUCAGCAUCACCAAUCGAUACAUUGAAUUUGACAAGCUUUUCGCCUCUCUCUUUUACCGCAUGCUCUGGCUCGCCGGAAUCCAGGAGCCCCGUGCCUUCGCCAACGACGACGAUAUCAAGAAGAUAACCGAGGGCUACUUUGCACUGGAGCCAAGACCUGAUGCCAAGGAGUGCUUUGAGAAGCUCCGUGCUGCUGGAUUCCAGGUGCGGGGUUUGACUGCCGGAGAUUAUGACCGGGUACUUGGAUAUUUCAACAAGGCCGGGAUCGAUAUGCCUCGUGAACAUCUUAUCUCCUGCGACUCGUUUGGAGUUGGUAAGCCUGAUCUGAAGGCCUAUUCGUCGACCUACGAUGAGCUGAAGGGGGCAGACGAGCUUUGGUUUGCGGCGGCACAUAUGUGGGAUGUGAGUGCUGCAAAGCAGGUCGGAUUCAAGUCUGCGUACUGUUCGGUCCUUGAGAAAGAGAGUUGUUCCGAUAUCUUUGGUAAAAUGGACGUGAUGUCUGAUAAUCUUAGUGAGAUGGCGGAUAAAAUUGUGCAGGCGGCAUCAUCUAAGUGA